AGAUGCAUGUCCUGCAUUGGUGUGCAUGCCUGGUGUGGUCCUUGUGCUGUGAAAGUGCAUCAAAAUCUUCCAUUCCACAAGGUACAAAGAUGGAAUGCUACUCAUUACCAGGAUACCUCUUUGAUGGCACUUGGGUUCCUUUGGCACAUUGGCCAUGGGGGUUGUCCUUGCCCU
This is a messenger RNA of Pisolithus orientalis, 174 nucleotides long. RefSeq lists its product as uncharacterized. The transcript has a single exon. NCBI's taxonomy places the organism in Eukaryota, Fungi, Basidiomycota, Agaricomycetes, Boletales, Pisolithaceae. The record is from RefSeq and is a predicted model, not a curated record. The annotation marks the transcript as partial.